AGGGCGCGCGGGGCGCGCUUCCGCCCGGCGCGGCGGCCGGAAGGUGAUGUGGCGGGGAGCGCGGCGCGAUGUCUGCCAUCUUCAACUUCCAGAGUCUGCUGACUGUGAUCCUGCUGCUCAUCUGUACCUGUGCUUACAUCAGAUCCUUGGCUCCCAGCUUACUGGACAAAAAUAAAACCGGACUGUUGGGGAUAUUCUGGAAAUGCGCCAGGAUUGGUGAGCGGAAGAGCCCCUACGUGGCCGUGUGCUGUGUGGUGAUGGCCUUCAGCAUCCUGUUCGUGCAGUAGCAGCUGGCGAGCGUCCCGAGUACCCAACAGCAGAGCGUGGAACAGCUUGUGUCAGGAAGGAUGGGAAAGCGUCACCGAGUCUCCUCUCACUCCAUGGAUCACCUGUCUUCUGGAGGACACCCCUGCAGAUGGACCAGCGUUAGUGACCAUAGCCCAGAUGACAUGUAACUGGUGGAAGGGUGUCUGAUGCGUGUCUUGAGUUUCAGGGGAGCUCUUUUUUUCUUUUACACCAUGCACUUGAAAAGGCUUGCUGUUUUUAAUUCUUUAGAAUUUCUUGUCCAGUAGACCUGUGUAAUGAAAGCUUAAAAUGGUAAAUCAGCCACAGCAAUAAGACCACCCUUUGAAGAAUAAAAGAGCAUUGUGACUCUAGGGGAUGUUUAUUGAAGUAUUUUUAGUUCUUGCUGCCUGAACAAUUCCUCUCGAUUUGUGAGUGAGGGCUCCACUCUCAUCCUAAAAAUAUGACCUCUGACCUAAGUUACACUCAGCUAUUUGUUUCUAAACUUGUAAUUUCUGAAAUAAUGUAUCAAUAUUUCUGUUGUUGAAAUAAGAUGUGAAAUAAAGGCAGGGACCAUAAUUGUAGUGAUGUCUGAUUAGCUGGGGGGAAGGCACAGAUUUUGACGCACUUGGACUCUCUGUAAAAUACCACAUGUACUCAUUGUUAGAGGUUUAGGUCUCUCAGGUAUGUCGUUUCCCAGCUUCUUCCAAAAUGCUGAGAAAAGGAUUUCAGAGGCUCUGCUGCUGCAGUUGCAUGGAUGGAAAGGUUUUAAAUUAGCAAAAUGAACAGUUGGCUGCAGCUAAGGAAGUUGCAUGUCAGAAAGGUUGUAGCAACUGAAUUACACUCACCAGUAGUAAAGAUUAGAUUACUUUUAAUGAUACACGCCAUUAGCAUUUAUUUCUUAAUUUUGCACACUUUCAGUAAUCUAGUGACUUCUCUAAUAACACCUGACAGGUGUGUGUUAUACCAGACAACUGUGUGACUUCGUACUGACUGCAUUUGGGAGAGUUGCCUGUUAGCAGUACUUCUUGUUCUGGAAAGGCUUGUGAUCAGAAGGAACAAAACUGACAGUAAAACACACUGAAAGGUAUGUUAACUGUUGUAAUUCUUGUUUGAAAACCUUAUUUUCAUCGAUCCAAAUUAUCCUGCAACUAGGAAAAAAAGUGCUUUUGAGUUAACGACCUUUAUGUUUUCUCGUGCACCUGUGAAUCUAAGUCACCAUCAGAAGUACCCAUCCAAAACUUUUCUAAUCUGGGCCCAGGAAAAAAAGAUUUCUCCAGUUUGGGCUAAAUAAAUACCCCUGGCUGUGACCCAGAGGUGUGCAGAGCUGUAGGACUGUGACCAUGCUAUGCACACACAGAAGCCUGGGACUGGGCAAGAGGUGUGGGGGGAGCAAAAUCUGCUCUUGUAACUUUAAAUGUGGAUGGUGCUCAAACAGGGCAUCAAAGCAGCUCAGGUUUGGAUUUCAAAGGUAACCGUUCCCAAACAGGAGGAAGGGAAAUUCCUAAAGAGUCUUGGGGUUUGACUGUCAGGUGCAUACAUGUCCAAAAUAUGCAGAGAAUCAUCUGGUUAACUCUUUAUGUUGAGCAGUUGUAUUCUAGUUACUACUUCUUGUAAUAAACAGUGGCAUUUUUAUGAUACACAUUUCCAGGUCAGCUAAUUACCAGAUGAAUUCUUAAUAAUCUCUAGGGUUUAGGUGCAAGUAGGAAUACCAGUGAAAGAACCCAAUGGAAUGUUUUGGUCUGAGUAUCUGAAAGCUACAAACAUGAAAGGACUGUUGCAAAAACCUUCCCUGUUAAGGUUUUAUCGUGUAAGAAGUUGAGACAGGCCUCUUUUUAUUUGUUAUUUGUUGUUCAAACUUCAGCAUUAUUUCUUACAUGGCAGUCCAUCCUUUUGGCCUAAAUGCAGAUGGUGAAUACUUCCUAGUAGGAAUUUUUUUUUUUUUAAUUUUCCUCCUUGAAUGACAUUUUCAGACUAUUCAUUAUGUGCUAGCUGCAUGGCUGUUCAACAAAACUAUCUGGAAACAAGAUCUUUAAACUGACAAACUGCAGUUGUUUUGAAAUUGCUGCUUCAGGCAGGUGUUUUCCUCAGGAUUAGUUCUUUGGUUUUCAAGAUUUUGGCUUUGAAGAGAUUGAUACCUCAUCUCUUUUAGUAAGAUGCAGAGAAAAUACUCUUUCCCAGGUUAGAAUCUUGAUGCAAUUUUGCUUUCUUGGCUUUCUUUUUCUCAUGCAAAAGAGUUUGCACCUGCAGCAGGUCUGUACACCUUUUCCUGUGCAAAAGGGACAGUGAUUAAAUGUGACCAAGGCUGUAGUUGUGCCUGCUGCUGUGGAGAAACAUUUCCACACUGGGACUUCGUCCUUUUUUUUUCCUAAACAGCAUCAUGGAUGUUGUUAAUGCCCAAAGAUCUAAAACACAACAUGGUGUUCUUCAAACACAGAGUAUUUUAUGCUCUUGCAUGUACUUGCUAUGGAUUAAUAUCAUACUAACUUGCAUCCAUGUCUGCACUAGAAAUGACCUCAAAUUCAAAGCAGGGAUUUAGGAAGGCCGAAUUGAACAGCAGUAAUUGCCAUGUUGGGAAAUGAGUAAAGCAUGAGUAAGAGAUGGGAUCACUGUGAAGGUCUGAUGUUCUGGAGGGACUGAUAAGCAGCUGGGCAGACGUGGCUGGUGGAGGAGGAAAGACAAAGUGGAGUCCAAGGAUGACAGGAAGAUUUCCUGUUCUUGGAACAAUGUCCCUGUUCUGUGAAUGCCCUUUCUACCUCUGUAACCACAGCAGUGAGCAGUGGAAAUACACUGUCACUGAGAGGUGAAGCUGCACUGUGGUGGAGGGAAUAAAUGCUCUGCUAGUGCUCUGA
Molecule: messenger RNA, 3134 nt
Organism: Corvus hawaiiensis (hawaiian crow)
Lineage: Eukaryota; Metazoa; Chordata; Aves; Passeriformes; Corvidae
Gene: TMEM167A
Product: transmembrane protein 167A
Exons: 4
Coding region: 69-287 (72 amino acids)
Biological process (GO): intracellular transport; protein secretion
Source: RefSeq, a predicted model, not a curated record